UCCCAAAUCGACGGCGCAGGAUGAAGACGAUCGCGACGCUUCUUGCCGUGGCGCUGGCUGUACAUCAAGCCCAUGGAGACCCCGCGGCUGCUGCCGCGGCAGCGACCGCCAACUUCGAAGGAAAAAUGGCCGAUCAUGCAAAGAACUUGCACAAGUUCAUGCCAAACCCCACCGGUCCUGGCUUCCGCGACAAAGGCUUGACGGGGGAUGCAGAGUUUGCCCAAAUGGAUAGAUUUGGGAUCCCAGAUUUGAACAACCCCACGACACAUGAGCUCACCGACCUAAACUUUGACAAAGCGAUCGAAGGCGACAAGUACGUUGCUGUCUUGUUCUACGCACCCUCGAUGGAAGACUACGACUUUUAUGCUCUCCACUGGGAAAAGGCUAGCAUGGAAAUGACUGAAGGCAUUAAAUCGUUUACGAGUGCCACCAUCAAUAUGGCUCGUCUCGACAUCUCGGAGCCCGAGCACCAUGACAUCGCACAGACGUAUGAUGUUUCAACGACCAAGCCCGACAUGCGGCUCUUCUUCAAUGGAACUCAGCUCACGCCUAUCACAAGCCCCGUGUCACACCACGACAUUCGGCAGUUCAUCAUUGCGCAAACGAUUCCAUCAGUGACGCACCUCACCUCGGACCCCGAGUUGAAGAAGUGGAGGCGUCGCAAGGUGUUCAACCAAGCCAACAUUAAGUUUCUCGCGCAUGUUGCCAACCCCGAUAUCCUCUCGGUCUUGAAGGUGGUUGCGUCGGAACUCAAAGCAAAGGUUCAAUUCGCGUACGUGUCAGAUCUGAACUUGUUCCGUUCGACUGCUGGAGUUGACAACGAAGACGCUGCCGCUGGUGGCAUCUACUUGCUUCGAGACUUUGCCUCGCCCAAGGUCGUGCCGUUCCCAUCGGACCGCGCGUUUGAGCUGGACGCGGUGGUCUCUUUUAUUGAAGACCACAAUACACCCUUGCUCACGAACAUGGCCGACAAGGACGAGUACAAAGUGCGCCUGUUCCUGGACCACAAGAAACCAUAUCGAGCGUUGGCAUUCUUCAAGACAAACGACGCCCUCGUGGCCGCGACACCCGCGCUAGAAGCGCUGGCGCGGGAAUUUAAAGACGACAUUUUAGUCGCGUACACGGUCGAAGACCCUGAAGACGCGAUGAACUUCGACUACCAGUUUUGGGACGUUCCAAGCAACAAGCCAGCUCUCUUAGUUGUUCACAUGAAGCGCGAUCGCAAGUUUUUGCUGUCGAGCGACACGGCCCACGACCUCCCCAACAUGCGAACCCUUGUCGCAGACGUGUUGGGCAAGCGUGCUAUGGCCGAACUCAAGUCGCAGACGCCGCCGACGCCAAACACCGGCCUCGUCCGCGUCGUCGUCACCAAGACAUGGGACGACGAAGUUCGGAAGAACCGCAGGCAGGACGUGCUGGUCCUAUUGACCAAGGGCAACAAUCACCCGCCGUCCAGGUGGAUGUCACGCCACUUGGAGCGUUUUGCCAAGGUAUGGCGACGCGAGGACAAGCUUCUUGUGGCGACCAUGGACAUGACGCAGAACGAUUUGCUCGAACUGGAUGACGCGUCCUGGUCAAACCUGCCCAAACUGUACUAUGUCCGUCAGCAUUCGCAGGACGCGUUUGAGAACGAGCUGACUGUGGCGUACCCGACAAUGGAAAACCUGAUGGAGUUUGUCCAAACUCACCAGAGCCAUCCGUUGACCGUCGACGACAAGGUAUGGACCCGGUUGAACGCUGAAGACAAGGAAGCGCUUGCGAAGCACAAGGCCAAGAUGGCCAAAGGAGACGACGUCGAAGCGCCCGAAGACAUUUUGAAGGAACUGGAAGCGGAACUCCAGACACUCCAGAAACCCGUCGUCUCGGCCGAAGAAGUCGUGCCUCUGCAUGACGAGCUCUAAUCCUUGUACAAUACAUCGUUAUGCGGCGCGAAGUGUGUGCGAAGGCGUUGGGCAUCUUGUGUCGUCCUACGGCUUCCCCACGUGCUGUCGA
Molecule: messenger RNA, 1992 nt
Organism: Aphanomyces invadans
Lineage: Eukaryota; Oomycota; Saprolegniomycetes; Saprolegniales; Verrucalvaceae
Exons: 1
Coding region: 21-1901 (626 amino acids)
Biological process (GO): protein folding; response to endoplasmic reticulum stress
Cellular component (GO): endoplasmic reticulum
Molecular function (GO): protein disulfide isomerase activity
Source: RefSeq, a predicted model, not a curated record